Drosophila innubila is the source of this 1170-nucleotide messenger RNA. RefSeq names its product dopamine receptor 1. Gene Ontology annotation, molecular function: G protein-coupled receptor activity. Gene Ontology annotation, cellular component: membrane. The transcript is spliced from 5 exons. Lineage: Eukaryota; Metazoa; Arthropoda; Insecta; Diptera; Drosophilidae. Gene Ontology annotation, biological process: adenylate cyclase-activating adrenergic receptor signaling pathway. The record is from RefSeq and is a predicted model, not a curated record. Bases 16 to 1170 code for a protein of 384 amino acids.
ACAAAUGCCUCUGAAAUGGAUACAAUAGUUGGUGAGGAACCGGAACAGCUCUCUCUUGUGUCAAUUGUAGUUGUUGGCAUCUUUUUAUCGGUGCUGAUAUUCCUCUCGGUUGCCGGCAACAUCCUCGUCUGUCUCGCCAUUUACACGGAGCGCAGCCUUCGUCGCAUUGGCAAUCUGUUCCUGGCCUCAUUAGCGAUUGCGGAUCUCUUUGUGGCCUCACUGGUGAUGACAUUCGCGGGCGUCAACGAUUUGCUCGGUUAUUGGAUCUUUGGAGCAGAGUUUUGUGAUACUUGGGUGGCCUUUGAUGUCAUGUGCUCGACGGCAUCUAUUUUAAAUCUGUGUGCCAUAUCCAUGGACCGCUACAUACACAUCAAGGAUCCGCUCAGAUAUGGCCGUUGGGUGACACGACGCGUUGCUGUCAUUACAAUUGCCGCCAUUUGGCUGCUGGCGGCCUUUGUAUCCUUUGUGCCCAUCUCGCUGGGCAUUCAUCGACCCGAUCAGCCCUUGAUAUUCGAGGAUAACGGCAAGAAGUAUCCCACAUGUGCUCUGGACCUGACACCUACAUAUGCCGUCGUCUCCAGUUGCAUCAGUUUCUACUUUCCCUGCGUCGUCAUGAUUGGCAUCUACUGUCGACUGUACUGCUAUGCUCAGAAGCACGUGAAGUCCAUCAAGGCGGUGACACGGCCCGGAGAGGUGGCCGAGAAGCAGCGCUACAAAAGCAUACGUCGACCGAAGAAUCAGCCAAAGAAGUUCAAGGUGCGAAAUCUGCAUCACAGCUCUCCGUAUCACGUAUCGGAUCACAAGGCGGCUGUCACAGUGGGCGUGAUAAUGGGCGUGUUUCUUAUCUGCUGGGUGCCGUUCUUCUGUGUGAACAUCACGGCUGCGUUCUGCAAGACUUGCAUUGGGGGACAGACCUUUAAGAUACUCACCUGGCUGGGAUACUCGAACUCGGCAUUUAAUCCGAUCAUUUACUCGAUAUUCAACAAGGAGUUCCGGGAUGCUUUCAAGCGAAUUCUCACCAUGCGGAAUCCGUGGUGUUGUGCCCAGGAUGUGGGAAACAUUCAUCCGCGGAACAGCGAUCGAUUCAUUACGGAUUAUGCCGCCAAGAACGUGGUUGUGAUGAAUUCGGGACGCUCCAGUGCCGAGUUGGAACAGGUAUCUGCAAUUUGA